This is a messenger RNA of Leishmania braziliensis MHOM/BR/75/M2904, 1704 nucleotides long. RefSeq lists its product as hypothetical. Lineage: Eukaryota; Euglenozoa; Kinetoplastea; Trypanosomatida; Trypanosomatidae. Gene Ontology annotation, molecular function: chromatin binding; transcription corepressor activity; phosphatase inhibitor activity. The transcript has a single exon. Gene Ontology annotation, biological process: negative regulation of phosphatase activity; negative regulation of transcription by RNA polymerase II. The record is from RefSeq and is a predicted model, not a curated record. Bases 1 to 1704 code for a protein of 567 amino acids.
AUGUGCGCGGAGGAGUACGGCGAAGGUGAGGUGCUCACGGGGGCGGAGCUCUACCUCUACCUGCUGCACCAAAACGAAGAGCAGCUGCGGCGAGCGCAAGAGAAGCUGCGCGAGUACGCGACCCUCAAGGACACUCUUCACGUCCUGACAGAGCGCAGCCGCAGACGCGUGCUGGCCCCUGUUGCUGGUGGCCUCGCCUAUUAUCCUGCGGAGCUGAACGCGACGAACACUAUCUUGGUAUUGCUGGGCGAUGGCUGGUUCGCUGAGCGCAGUGCUGUUCAGGCAGCAGAAAUUGCUGGUCGGCGCAUUGACUUCUUGCGUCGGGAGACCGAAGUCCUGCAGCAGGAGCAGAAUGCUCUCAGGGCGAAGCAGGAGCUAUUUCUGUCGGAGCUGCCCGAGGCACAGGAUGCUGUGGCGGAGUUGCUGGCGAAGAAGGAAACUCGAGCGGCGGCUGCCCCGUCGUUGUCGCAGCCUUCGCCUUUGUCGGAGGCACCGCAGCAGCAAUCACAAGCUGCCGCCUCUUCCUCGGAGUCUGUCGCAUCGGCAAACGCCCCUGACCGCUUUGAGACACCCGAUGCGGUGUGUGCCCCUGCGUCUAAUCACCUCGCUUCAUUCGAAAGCUGCCUAACCCCACUCCCGUCGUCGACACCACCAACCUCGACAGCAUCACCCCUGACCUCUGGGUUGCCGCUGGACUACUCCAUCGACGUGGCGCUCACCACCUUCGAUGAGCUGGAUGAGCUCACAGAAGACGAGCUCAUCGCACUGGAGGCCGAGCUGGGCGACCACGUCAACGACGAUGACUACGUCGAGCGUAUCAUGACGGAGCGUAUGAUUGCCAAGAAGGAGAGGCGCAUCCGCACAGAGCUGCAGAGGCGAAGUAGCGCUGCUGCUGAGAUUGACGAAAGAUCAAAGGCAACAGAGGGCGCACCCGUGCCCACCUCACCCCCCACUUCGGCUCCGGCAGCGGCGCCUAUUGCCACAGCUGCUCUCCAGUUACAUGGCGCUGCGCAUGCCACUGUCACCAGCACCGCCGACAAUAGCCGAUUAUCGACUGGUAGAGGAGAGGCAAUAGUGUACCAAACCCCCGGCGACAUAGGGUGGACAAUGGUGCAAUCGCUGGCGAAGCCCAGCGCAGGAACUGGCACGCUUCCGACAGUGCAGUCGGCGGCCUCCUUAUCACCUAACGAGAUCAUCGAUGGGUGUGCACCGACGUCGUCGCCUUCGGCGACUGUUCUCACCUCUGCACGGCCCCUCGUUACGGCAACGCUGACCAAGGCAGAUGUCUCGCCUGAGGCCUCCUCUUCGGCCUCGGCCGCAGCGCCGUCUCCCCGGAAAGAGAAACACGUGCGAUUUGCUGCGGACGUGGGGUAUGUGGGCGGCUUGUCCAUGGCUGCUGCUGUGGCUGCGGUCAAACAGCCCCAAGUGACCACCUCCGGCGAGCUGGGCUCGUGCAAUGAGUUUAUUAGUUCUGAAACAGGUCCAGGAUACCCCCCGUCGCUGCUGCGGAGCACUUACACUAUCGGUGACAUUGUGGAGCGCAAACAAGGGACGGUGGGUUGUGAUGGUGGUGCUCUCGCUGGUGUUGCAGCGGGUAGUGACGUCGAAUCCGCCCUGCCACUCCCGCCGUUUCUUCCUGGUCAGCUGUGGAAGUCAAAGCGCAAAUCGCUCUUCAUGCGUGAGCUGGAGGGCGACGGAGCGUGA